CCAGGUACUCCACUGAAAGCGAACUCAAUCGGACCGAGUUAUCAGCAGUACCCUCAGCACUUCGGUAUAGCGCGCGGUGUAGCAGUUUUCAUUCGAAUUUUCGAUCGUUUUUAUCGAACAAUUCAGUAGUACUCUGGUCGUUACUGGCUGGCGCGGGUACUCUACUGCUGCUUAGCAAAGAGAGGAAGCCGGUACGACUUGGUUUUUGCCGUAUUUCGAUUUGUUAUUCUUAUCGCGUACCGGUGUGUGUGAAACGUGGUCUUUUUUUGGUGUUUUUGAUUAAUUUUGGGGAUAUACAACUACUUGCUCAAUUUUCAGGUUUUUACAAUGACUAGUACAAAUAAUACAGCUAGUUACACCAACGAAUAUGGAUAUUUCAAUCUUAAACCAGAUGCAAGGACUGCCAAUUGGUUUUUAGUAUCGAAUCCACUUUAUACAUUAGGAAUAUGUCUUUCAUAUGUAUAUAUAGUAAAGCUCCUAGGGCCGAAGCUGAUGGAAAAUCGGAAACCAUUUCAACUUAAAAAUGCCUUAGUUUAUUACAAUUUAUUUCAAGUUUUAUUUAGUACGUGGCUAUUUUAUGAAAUUGGUAUGGGUGGAUGGUUCACAGGAGAUUAUAGUAUUAGAUGUCAACCAGUCGAUUAUUCCAACAAUCCUACUACAAUAAGGAUGGUACACGCGUCGUGGUGGUACUUUUUUUCGAAGUUUACGGAAUUUUUUGAUACGAUAUUUUUCGUAUUAAGGAAAAAGUUCGACCACAUUAAUACAUUACACGUCAUUCACCAUGGAAUUAUGCCAAUGUCAGUAUGGUUUGGAGUGAAAUAUUGCCCAGGUGGACAUAGUACUUUCUUCGGUUUGUUGAAUACCUUCGUUCACAUAGUGAUGUACUUCUACUAUUUCCUGACUGCUCUAGGCCCUCAAGUACAAAAAUACUUAUGGUGGAAAAAGUACCUGACUGGUUUCCAGAUGGUUCAAUUCGUCGCCAUUAUGGUUCACGCAUUCCAACUCUUCUUCACCGACUGCAACUACCCCAAAGUGUUCGCCCUCUGGAUCGGGUCCCACGCCGUUCUCUUCUUCUUCCUCUUCAAAGAUUUCUACCUGAGAACCUACAGGAGACGCAAAGCAGCAACCCAGAACGGCAAAGCCAACGGUGUUUCCAACGGAAAACUCCAGAACGGCACCGCCUUCCAGAACGGCCAAUCGAACGGAACGGCCAAACAGAACGGCCAAUCGAAUGGAGCGGUCAAACCGAAUGGCGUGAUCAAGGACGCCAGCGAGUACUACGUGAACGGGAUCCAGAGCGCGACGGAACUACAUCAGAGGUUCAAGCAGCAAUGACUUAGCGGUACUUAGGUUGAACAAAAGACUUUUUAAUCAAUUAGCGCGUAUAGAGUUAAGCUAGGGAAUCCAUAUUAGUACCUGUGAUACAAGUGGUAGGGUUGUGAUGGACUUGGAAAGGGUUGAGAGUGUGUUGGUUGGUCAUGGAAUAUAUACAAUAGAGUAUACCUUUUUGGGAAAGGAAAAGAACCAUAAGAUAAUUAUAUUAUUCAGAUCAAACUUUAUUUUCUAUCUCUAUUAAAUGGAGGAUUAGGAAGUCAAUUAUUGUAAGUCAAUUAAUGAGGUUUAUAAACAGGAUUUAUUUAAAAUGAAAGUCAAUUUGUAUGACUUUCAUGUUUCUAAUUCCUUUUUUUAAACCUCAUUAUUCAAAUCAAUGUCAUAUAUAAAGAUCGCACCAAUAGAAUCCAAUAAUAAAAUUUUACGUUAAUAUUUC
Messenger RNA from Sitophilus oryzae (rice weevil), 1768 nucleotides. RefSeq names its product elongation of very long chain fatty acids protein AAEL008004-like. Gene Ontology annotation, biological process: fatty acid elongation, saturated fatty acid; fatty acid elongation, polyunsaturated fatty acid; very long-chain fatty acid biosynthetic process. Gene Ontology annotation, molecular function: fatty acid elongase activity. The record is from RefSeq and is a predicted model, not a curated record. NCBI's taxonomy places the organism in Eukaryota, Metazoa, Arthropoda, Insecta, Coleoptera, Curculionidae. Gene Ontology annotation, cellular component: endoplasmic reticulum membrane. The coding region runs from base 328 to 1335 and encodes 335 amino acids. The transcript is spliced from 9 exons.